Molecule: messenger RNA, 817 nt
Organism: Pseudonaja textilis
Lineage: Eukaryota; Metazoa; Chordata; Lepidosauria; Squamata; Elapidae
Source: RefSeq, a predicted model, not a curated record
AUUGACAGAGCUCGACGAGCUGCGAAAGAAGCCAAAGAGGCCCCAGCUCAGCCUGCUCCAGAAAAGGUGAAGGUGGAAGUGAAGAAAUUUGUGAAAAUUGGCCGGCCAGGAUACAAAGUAACCAAGCAGAGGGACCCAGAAACAGGCCAGCAGAGCCUCCUUUUCCAGAUCGAUUACCCAGAGAUCGCUGAAAGUAUCAUGCCGAGGCACCGUUUUAUGUCAGCGUAUGAGCAGAGAAUUGAGCCUCCCGACCGGCGUUGGCAAUACCUUUUGAUGGCAGCAGAGCCCUAUGAGACCAUCGCUUUCAAGGUGCCCAGUAGGGAGAUUGACAAAGCUGAAGGCAAAUUCUGGACUCACUGGAAUCGAGAAACAAAACAGUUCUUCCUUCAGUUCCAUUUCAAGAUGGAGAAGCCACCUGCUCCUCAAAGUAUCCCACCUCCAGCUACCGUGAAGCGGCCUCCUCCCCCCCUCAUGAAUGGCCUGCCCCCCCGGCCACCACUCCCGGAAUCUGUCCCACCUCCUCCUCCUGGGGGCAUGGUUCUGCCUCCCAUGCCUCCCCCGACAGGACCAUUGCCCCCAGGCCCACCCCAGUUGCCCCCCGCCCCCCGCCGCCCCCCCCCCGCUCCAAUGCCCCCAAUGCUGAGACCCCCUCUCCCCACGGAAGGACCGGGGAGCAUUCCUCCACCACCCCCUACCAGUUGAAAAGUCCGGUCUUCCUGUCCUUCCCUGGAACCGUUUUUUUAAAAGGCACCGGUUGAUCUUGUCUCGUUUCUUUCCUUGUGUACUUUUUAAAUACAUCAGUGGCUUCAGUUCAGAA